AUGGCUCGCCUAUCCGCAUGCCACAUCGCCGUAUGGGAGAGCAAAUCAUGCUCACUGCAGUCCCUUCACGAUUUCCGAUUCACAAGAUCUCGACCAAACAGUCAUUAUGCUGCCUCGAAAACGGUUCCUAUAGAAGAACAUUGUCGGACCCCACACAAGGGCCAUGGUGCUCAAAACCAACAUGAAAGUCUGCAUCUGCAGUCUUAG
Molecule: messenger RNA, 207 nt
Organism: Dovyalis caffra
Lineage: Eukaryota; Viridiplantae; Streptophyta; Magnoliopsida; Malpighiales; Salicaceae
Source: the annotation of a GenBank genome assembly